UUAGCAACAGGCCAGCAGCCAGGUUGCCAAGGACGCGCGCGCCUUAGACUUCCGGCCGUGAGCUGGGCUGCGAAUUGGGCGGCCAGAGCUGGGAAUCCCGCUCAGCCGGUCAUCACCUGAGCCGGGCUGCAGCCAUGAGCAGCGAUGACUCCUCUCUCAUGGCUUCGAUCAUUUACUACAGCCAGGAAAAGUACUUCCACCAUGUGCUGCAGGCUGCGAAUGUGGGCCUAGAGAGGUACAGCAGCGACCCAGCCCUGCAGUUCUUCAGAGCGUAUGGAAUCCUUGGGGAAGACCACAUCCACGAUGCCAUCAGCGAGCUGGAAGGCAUCCAAAGCCACCCAGACACGUCCCUGUGCGCGGUCAUCGCCCUGCUUUCUGCUCACAAAUCCUGCGACACCAUCGACAUAGAAGCAGUUCAGGAACUGGAGAGCAGCUUGAAGGAAAUUCGCAGGUCAGCCAGCAGCACUGCUCUGUACUACGCCAGCCUCUUCCUCUGGUUCAUGGGUCACCACGACAAGGCCAGGGAGUAUGUUGACCACAUGUUGAAGGUCUCCAGCGGCUCCAAAGAGGGCUAUGUGCUCAAAGGCUGGGUGGACCUUACCUCCAGUAAACCCCACGUUGUGAAGAAAUCCAUCAAGUACCUGGAACAAGGAACUCAAGACACCAAAGAUGUGCUAGGGCUCAUGGGCAAGGCAACGUACUUCAUGACACAACAGAACUUCUCUGGGGCCCUGGAGGUGGCGAACCAGGUCACCUUGGCCUGCAGCAACUUCCUGCCCGCUUUAGUCCUGAAGAUGAAGCUGUUCCUGGCUCGGCAGGAUUGGGAUCAGACGAUAGAAACCGGACAAAGAAUCCUUGAAAAAGACGAAAACAAUAUUGAUGCCUGGCAAAUUCUAGCUGUGCACGAGCUGGUGAAAGAAGGGAACACGGACAGAGCUGCCGACCGGGUCAGAAACCUCAUCAAGGCGCUAGAGACUGGAGAGCCCCACAAUCCAAACCUACAUCUUAAGAAGAUCCUUGUAAUCAGCAGGCUGUGUGGGAGGCACCAGGUGGUCCAUCGGCUUGUGAGCGGCUUCCUGGAGCGCAUCUUUAUGGCCACACCUUCCUGUGCCCUUGUGGCCACAGAGCUGGGCUACCUCUUCAUCCUACACCAACAAGUGAAGGAAGCCUGUCUGUGGUACAAGGAGGCCAUGAAGCUGGAGGAGAACAGGCUGGCUGCCUUGGCAGGGAGCAUCUGGUGCCAGAUCCUACAGGGCCAGCUGGAGGAGGCUGCUCACCAGCUGGAGUUCCUCAAGGAGGUGCAGCAGUCCCUUGGGAAGUCUGAGUUGCUGGUUUUCCUGCAAGCCCUCGUAGCAGCUAAGAAGCAAAGGCUGGAGCAGGAGGCCACGGCGCUCCUGAAGGAGGCGGUGGAAGUGCACUUCUCCAGCAUGCAGGGUCUGGCCCUGAGCCCCGAGUACUUUGAAAAGCUGGACCCCCUCUUUCUGGUCUGCAUCGCCAAGGAGUAUCUGCAUUUCUGCCCCAAGCAGCCCCGGUCACCCGGCCAGCUCGUAUCUCCACUUCUUAAACAAGUCGCCAUGAUCUUGAGUCCUGUGGUGAAGGUGGCCCCGGCCAUGAUGGAGCCACUGUAUGUAACGGCUCAGGUCAAGUUCCUCUCAGGAGAGCUGGAAAAUGCGCAGAGCACCCUGCAGCGCUGCCUGGAGCUGGACCCCACAUUUGUGGAUGCUCACCUCCUCAUGUCCCAGAUCUACCUGGCCCAGGGCAACUUCGCCAUGUGCUCCCAUUGCCUAGAGCUGGGUGUCAGCCACAACUUCCAGGUCCGAGACCAUCCCCUCUACCACUUCAUCAAAGCCAGGGCCCUCAAUAAGACGGGCGACUAUGCCGAGGCCAUAAAGACCUUAAAAAUGAUCAUAAAGGUUCCCACCUCGAAGGCAGAAGAGGGCAGGAAGUCCCAAAGCCCCUCCGUUCGGCCCAGCGAGCGGGCAUCCAUCCUGCUAGAGCUAGUAGAGGCUCUCCGACUGAAUGGGGAACUGCACGAGGCCACCAAGAUCAUGCAGGACGCCAUCAAUGAGUUCAGCGGCACGCCAGAGGAGAUGCGCAUCACGGUCGCCAACGUGGACUUGGCUCUGAGCAAGGGCAACGUGGACCUGGCGCUGAACAUGUUAAGAGGUAUCACACCCAAGCAACCCUGCUACACAGAAGCCAAGGAGAAGAUGGCCAGUAUCUACCUGCACACUCGCAAGGACGUGCGCCUCUACAUUGGCUGCUACGUGGAGCUUUGUGAACAUCUGCCCGGCCCCCACAGCAGCCUGCUACUGGGUGACGCUUUCAUGAACAUUCAGGAGCCUGAGAAGGCCCUGGAGGUGUAUGACGAGGCCUAUAGAAAGAACCCUCACGAUGCCUCCUUGGUCAGCAGGAUCGGACAGGCCUACGUGAAGACCCACCAGUACGCCAAGGCCAUUAAUUACUACGAGGCUGCCCAGAAGAUCAGCGGGCAGGACUUCCUGUGCUGCGAGCUGGCCGAGCUCCUCCUCAAGCUGAAGAAAUACCACAAGGCAGAGAAGGUGCUGAAGCAGGCCUUGGAGCGAGACUCAGGGGUCAAGGACAUCCCAUCCAUGAUAAAUGAGGUCAAGUGCUUGCUUUUGUUGGCAAAGGUUUACAAGAGCCACAAGAAGGAAGAGGUGAUGGAAACCCUGAAUCUGGCCUUGGACCUCCAGUCCCGGAUACUGAAGCGGGUUCCUUUGGAGCAAUCAGAAAUGAUCCCCUUCCAGAAUCAGCUGGCAGCCUCCAUCUGCAUCCAGAUUGGGGAACAUCACCUGGCGGAGAAAGAUUACGACAGCGCCCUGAAAUCCUAUAAGGACGCCCUCGCCUACUCGCCCACAGACAGUAAGGUGGUGCUGGAGCUGGCCCAUCUCUACCUGCUUCUGGGUCAGCUGGACCUGUGUGAACAGCGCUGUGCCCCCCUCUUAGAGAUGGAGCAGACCCACGAGAGAGCCGCUGUGAUGCUGGCCGACCUGAUGUUUAGAAGACAAAACUAUGAAACUGCCAUCAAUCUCUACCACCAAGUGCUGGAGAAAGCUCCAGACAAUUUUUUGGUAUUGAAUAAACUGGUCGAUCUGCUACGACGGAGCGGCAAGCUUGAAGAGGCCCCUGCUUUCUUUGAACUGGCCAAGAAGGUGUCUAGCCGGGUGCCUUUGGAGCCAGGGUUUAACUACUGCCAAGGCAUUUACUUCUGGCACAUUGGACAGCCCAAUGAAGCCUUGAGGUUUCUGAACAAAGCCCGAAAGGACAGCACUUGGGGCCAGCUUGCCACCUGUUACAUGGUACAGAUCUGUCUGAACCCUGACAAUGAGAUUGUCGGUGGAGAGGCUUUUGAGAGCCUGGUGGGUGACAGCAACUCUGCCAGUAGAAAGGAGUCUCAGCAGCACGGGGUGCGCACUGCAGAGAAGCUACUUCGGGAAUUUUACCCACACUCGGAAUCCGGGCAGACCCAGCUGCGGCUGCUGCAGAAUCUCUGCCUGCUGGCCACCAGGGAGAAGGCGAAUGUAGAGGUGGCUCUGGGAGCCUUUAUCGAGAUGGCCCAGGCUGAGGACAGCAUCCCUGCACUGCUGGCCAUGGCGCAGGCCUACAUACUCCUGAAGCAAGUCCCCAAGGCCCGAACGCAGCUGAAGCGCCUGGCCAAAGUCCCAUGGACGGUCGACGAGGCCGAAGACCUGGAAAAGAGCUGGCUUCUGUUGGCAGAUAUCUAUUGCCAAGGCGGCAAGUUCGACCUGGCCUUGGAGCUACUGCGCCGAUGCCUGCAGUAUAACAAGUCUUGCUGCCGGGCCUAUGAGUACAUGGGCUUCAUCAUGGAGAAAGAGCAGUCAUACAAGGAUGCAGCAACCAACUACGAGCUGGCCUGGAAGUACAGUCAUCAGGCCAACCCCGCCAUUGGUUUCAAACUGGCUUUCAACUACCUGAAAGACAAGAAGUUCGUAGAUGCCAUUGAAGUCUGUCACAGCGUCCUGACGGAGCACCCCAAGUACCCCAAGAUCAGGGAGGAGAUUUUGGAGAAAGCCCAAGGGUCCUUGAGGCCCUAGCUGUGGCUGGAAGGGGCUUGGGCAGGGAGAAGCAUCAGUCUAUAGACGACGACGGUUCAGGGGGGGAGUAGGAAGUAAAACCGUGGAGAGGCAAGUGAGAAACGCAUACUCUCCCCGUUCAGUGUUGUCUGUGCUUUGUUUGGAUCCACGCCUUGCGUGGGAGCUUCAUGUUUCUAUGGCCUGAGAAGUAAUCUUGCCAGGGGAAGGAAGAUAGCGGCUUAGCCUGUGCCGGGGGCGGGGGUGGGGGGUGGGGGGGGGAAUCCCUCCCUGAGUCUUUCUCAUGGACCCCCACAUUUGUUCCAGACCCUUGAAGACCUGAAACAGAGACACCCCCCACCCCCAGCACAGUGACGGUUAGGAAAGUACCCUAGAGUUACCUUGAGGUGUGCCCCUACCUCAGUCUCGUCCCCAGCAUCUCAGAGCUAGAGAAGCGCUGCCCCUCCCCGCCAUGAUGCCCACCAGGCCUGCCCAGCAGUGGGCUCAGACAGGACCAGCUGCAGCACGACCCUGAGCUAAGGCCCUGUGCAAGAGGGCAGCAGAUUUUCAAGGCCCAUUCAUUGGGCUUCUCUGUCCCCACGUUCUGGCUCCUACCCAUCUCCCCCAGGCUGGACCACACCGGUUUGGGACAAGCCAGAUUACCACCGAGCCCCAUCCUCCCCCUAUACACAACCACGCUUUGGCUUUUGUAAAAGAUAUUGGCCAACCUGCUCACCUUCCAGGCUCCCACUUAAUGCCUAAGGGGGCAGACACAGUGGUCCACGUUCAGGUGGCUAAUGAUCCUUUUAACUGGGUUUCUGCUUCUCGGGAUGGAAUUGUGGGUCACCCCAGCCUCAGGGGAAGGAACUCUGAUAUCUGGAAGCCCGAGGUCUCACUGUGUGCUCUUCCCAAGUGCUUGCCCUUUCUGGAUCUCAGUGCCCCACUGUUCAGCAAGAAAUUAGACCAGACCUGGGCAGGGCAUGUUGACUCGGUGGAGCACGUGCCUAGCUUGCACGAAGCCCUGGGUUUGACCCACAGCAUCACUUAAACUGGCUUUGGUGGUGCACACCUGGAACCCUAGCACAUUGGAGGUAGAGGCAGUAAAGUCAUCAGGUCAUCUUAGUGUCUGAGGUUGUCUUGGGGUACAUGAGACCAUGUCUCAAAAAAGAAAAAAGAAAAAAAAAGACUCUAUUUCCCAAAUCGUUGUAUCAUGCUUUGCCGGUAAUGUCUAGAAAAUGGUUUGUUUAUAGUGCUAGGAUAGAAAAGAGGGGUCCAUUUUGUACCCCCAAGCUAUGCUUUUCACCCCUUAAAUUGAACAACCCUAUGCUUCUCCGUGUUUAUAUAAUAGCUAGCACAACACAUUUAGGAAUUCUCAGGCACUGUUGAAUAGGAUCUCUCACUUUUAAGGCUACUGAUAUAUUCUAUUUAAAGAACUACAGGCAGGCAUGGUACAAUCCUACAGUUACAGUCCCAGCACUUGGGGGGUGAGGGGGGACCCGAGGGCAGCUGCAAGCCUGAAGCCAGCCUGGCUUGCACAGUGAGUUCCAGGACCAUCCAGGCCUGUGUAGCGAGAUGCAGCCUCAAAACAAGAGAGGGGUGAGAUAGCCCAGCAGGUAAAGGUUCCUGUCCCAACUCUUGAUGACCCAAUUCAAAUCCCUGGGUCCCACACGGUGGAAGGAGAGCACCAACUCCAGCAAAGUCGUCCUCUGACCUCCACACAGGAAUUGUAGCAUGUGUCAACUCACUGUAUAAUCAAAAUAAAAAUGUAAUGAUGACUGAA
This is a messenger RNA of Mus musculus (house mouse), 5832 nucleotides long. RefSeq names its product tetratricopeptide repeat domain 21A (gene Ttc21a). The transcript has 29 exons. NCBI's taxonomy places the organism in Eukaryota, Metazoa, Chordata, Mammalia, Rodentia, Muridae. The coding region runs from base 135 to 4076 and encodes 1313 amino acids. The record is from RefSeq and is a predicted model, not a curated record. Gene Ontology annotation, cellular component: cilium.